Messenger RNA from Cajanus cajan (pigeon pea), 1416 nucleotides. RefSeq names its product putative calcium-binding protein CML16. The record is from RefSeq and is a predicted model, not a curated record. Gene Ontology annotation, molecular function: calcium ion binding. NCBI's taxonomy places the organism in Eukaryota, Viridiplantae, Streptophyta, Magnoliopsida, Fabales, Fabaceae.
GAAAUUAAAUAAAAGGUUACCUCUGACCUGAAAAAUCCAAGGACACUUCAUCGCAUCAUUCUAAAAUAAGCACCUCUCUCUUUUCUUCCUCAACUCCUGUUACCCUUAUAUUUCUGUGUUCGGUUCGAAUUUCAAAAUUGUUCUGUAUUCAAUUGACGUGUGUUUGGUUCAACAAACCCAAAGUAUUAGAUUGUAUUAACAUCAAACCAAUCAAAGGCAACAAAAGAGUAUCUUUUCACGAUUCCCUUCGAUUCCAAGUGAAAACUUGAGGGCACAUAGCCAAGAACCCUAAUCCAACCACAUUUUUGGCCCCAUUUUUUUUGCCCCUUUUUUGAGGGGCACGUUAAUUUCGGUCAUGCAUUGCAUGUCUCUCUUGCAUUGUUGUUUCGUGGAUUACAUCGAGAACAAAAUGUCGAAGCUCCAAGUCGACCAGCUCCAUCAAUUGAAGGAAACCUUCACGAGGUUCGACAUGGAUUCAGAUGGAAGCCUAACAAGUUUGGAGCUCGAGGCGCUUCUUAGGUCACUGGGGCUAAAACUCUCGGGUGACAUUCACGCGUUAUUAGCCAACAUGGAUUCGAACGGAAACGGCUUCGUAGAGUUCGAUGAGUUGGUGGAUGCAAUAUUGCAUGACAUAAGCGCAGAGAUUUUGUUGAACCAAGAAAUGCUACGUGGGGUGUUCAAAUGUUUCGAUCGUGAUGGCAAUGGCUAUAUAACUAGGGCUGAAUUGGCGGGAACAAUGGCCAAAAUGGGCCAACCCCUUACGUAUAGAGAACUCACGGAGAUGAUCACAGAGGCUGAUACGGAUGGUGAUGGUGUCAUUAGCUUCAAUGAGUUUGCCACUGUUAUGGGUAGGUCAGCCUCUGAUUUCUUAGGGCUUGCCUUCUCGUAGUGAUCACACAAAACACGAUUUUGAGCUUUGGAAUGUGUUUCUGUCCUUGAUGUUGUGCUCAAACAAUAUUGUGCCUUCAAACAAAGAGGAGAGGAAAGAUUCCUAAUGUAGAGUUUUUUUUUUUCUUCAGUUUUUCAUGUUUUGGGGUUGUGUACGUAGCAUUUUAGUGGAUUCUUGGGAAUAUUUUACGUGAUUGAGAAUUUGGGGGGAUGGUUAUGUUGGGUGAGAAGUGAAACAAAGGAAUCAAAUAUGGAUAUUUGGUUUUUUUUUUUUUUUGCCUCGAUCUUUGCAGUUGAAUCAAUUCAAGGAAUAAAAAACUUUUCCAUUCCACAAAACAUGGCAUCGGUUCAAACGGAUUUGGGUUCUCUUCUGUUGAAUUCAACUGCAUGAAUCCCAAUCACAAAUUAAACUAUAAAAUGAAUGGUAAGUUAAAAAAGUAUACACCAUUAGAUUUAAAAUUGCAUGACCUUGCAGUUCCUUUGAACUGGUGAUCAUCCUGAUCCUGAUCCUGUUCAAAUUAUGCCUAA